UUACCCAUCAGCCUGCGGACUGACGGACGGCGCGACAUUGGUUACCAUGACGCCCUAACUGUAUGCCCUUCUUCCCUUUUUUGUCAAGAUGCCGUUAUCCCUGUCCCCGGCUCGAGUGUUUGCAGAGCUGGUCCCUCCACCCGUCGGGACAAAUGCUACGGAAAACGAUUCGCCUGGAGUGGCAAAAGGGACUCCCGCAUUUUUACAGCCGCCUGGCAGGGAGGUCCACGUGAGCGGGACGGCGGAGCUCAGCGCAGGCCCGGAUCGGGCAAAGGUCACGAUCCGUUUGAGAAGCAAGAAAGCCGAGGCCUCUGCGGCGCGGAGCAGCGUCACUCGGCGCCUGGACUACAUCGCCCAGACCGCCCGACAGCGCGGCGGCAUCUCGGAGGAAAAUGUGACUAUAACAAAGAACUUCAGUAGAACAGAUAAUGCUUAUAAGAUGGAAGCAGAGGUCUGCAUUACAUUCAGCAAUUUUGAAAAGAUGCAAGAUGUUUGUAACUUUCUUGUUGAGAAGCUAGAUAGUUCUGUCAUCAUCAGCCCACCUCACUUUUACCAUACAGUGGAGACCAUAGAUAAUCUUCGGCGUCAGGUAUGUCUUGCUGCAAUUGGCAGUGCACAGCAAAAAGCCCAAGAAGUCUGUCAACUGUUUGGCCAGUCACUGGGAAAACCCUUGUUAAUAAAGGAAGACGAAAUGAAGGAAUGGGAAGGCCACCUAGAAAACCACAUCACCUGUCCCUCAGACUCACUGAGUUUGCAGCAGAGACUCCAGAAUUCUAUAAUUAAUGUUUCCUCAAGGAUGUUUGCUGUCUUUGAGAUAAAGGGAGAAAAAAAGAGAAAACAUGCUGCCCUUUUAAACAUGAACUGAUUCCAUUACUAAGAGGCUGGUUUAAGAUUCUUUCCCUUGGAGAAGAAAAAAAUUGGUAGGAAGCUGAACUUGAUCUCUACUGUCAAAAAAUUAAAGGGACCAAUGUAGUAAGAAACCAAGUUGUUUACUGUGCUGCAAUUAUGUACUGUGGGGAUAAAGUGCUAGCUGAGGAGUUGAUGGUGUGUAAAUAAUACAACCCAGAAUUGUAGGUGGAUAAAUUCAGCCAUCUCUGUAUUAUGCUAAAGGUAUGCAGCUGUUCCUUCCAGUGGUUUCCUGCCUCUUUUUAGUGCAUUACCCAUCAUUAUUUCUGAAUUUGGCUUUUAGCUACCAAAAUGGUAAACUCAGCAAUUGCCUUGUGGUAUGGCAGCCAGGACUACUUCUGCACAUGUGGAUUGUUCUCACAACUGGAAAUGAAUAAAGCAGUUGAAAUUCACACAAAGAGCCAUCUGUUCUCCAGAACUUUGUACCAUAGCCAUUAUAUUUGCACGUGAAAUGUUCAAAAAGCUGUUAAACAUACUUGAUUAAAACUUCAAAGUGCAAUUCUA
Messenger RNA from Heteronotia binoei (common prickly gecko), 1410 nucleotides. It is a transcript of the gene IRAK1BP1, whose product is annotated as interleukin 1 receptor associated kinase 1 binding protein 1. Bases 89 to 865 code for a protein of 258 amino acids. Gene Ontology annotation, biological process: canonical NF-kappaB signal transduction; immune response. The record is from RefSeq and is a predicted model, not a curated record. The transcript has 4 exons. Lineage: Eukaryota; Metazoa; Chordata; Lepidosauria; Squamata; Gekkonidae.